Messenger RNA from Aphidius gifuensis, 1785 nucleotides. RefSeq lists its product as uncharacterized. The transcript is spliced from 9 exons. The coding region runs from base 1 to 1785 and encodes 594 amino acids. The record is from RefSeq and is a predicted model, not a curated record. NCBI's taxonomy places the organism in Eukaryota, Metazoa, Arthropoda, Insecta, Hymenoptera, Braconidae.
AUGCUUCCAACAGGAAGUGCAAUGACUCAAGUUCUUGAUGAUUAUAAACUUGUUCUGGGAUUGGAAUCACCAAAUCAUACCAUUGAAUAUGUGACUUAUGCACCAGAAAUUCAAUUUUUAUAUGACAUAACUAUACAAUGGUCUGGAUUAGUGAAGCGUAAUCAAUCAUUAGACAUCGAUCUUCAAACAAUUGAAAUAAUAUCUGACAACGUUGAGUAUCCAAGAUCAUUGUCAUCAGAGCUGCACAAUAUAUUUUUUGUGAGAAUAAAUCAAGUGUUUUUAAAGAAAAAUUAUCAAUCACUUCAGGAAGAAACGGUAUUUCAGUGUGACAUGAAUAUUACCCAACAACAUGAUUUAUAUUCACUUUACAAUGAUAUUAUUUUUCGGGAGAUUCAAGUUUUUGCAAUAUUAGCAUUUUCAUAUACGUGGAGAUCCAUGCAUGUUUCUUUUGAUUAUACUGAUGAAAUGAUAGUUGAAAUGGAUGAAACAAAAAAAAGAAUUAUAGAGUAUACAAAAUUAUUUAAAAAUAAAAUGAUAGUUGCUACAAAUUUUAUUCGUCGAUGUGAUCCACUUGGAAAACAAGAAAAAGGUGAAACAUAUGAAGAAAUUGAAGAUUUAAUCUACGUUUUUUCGGUUAAUCAGCAAAGUUUUGAACCUAAAAAUAAUGCGAAAUGUGAAAUUAGCUGUAAUAAUAUUCCACAAAGAAUACGACUUUGUCAAUCACAAGGUACUGAUUGUUCUGUAGAUAAUCAUGAUUAUGAUGAUACUUGUCCUGGUUGGACAAAUGGUUGUUUAGAUGUCCCAUCCAAGACUGUCGAAGUUUGUCGGAAAAAACCAAAUGAUCGACCAAGUUCGAGGCUUCAUAGUGGGUUUAAAAUUAUCGACAAAGGUUGGGAAUAUGGUAACACGUCUAGUGAGUGCAGUUCAAAUGAAAUUAUUGAAACAAAUAGAGUUCAUUGGUUUAAUCCUUGGUCAAAUGUUUGUAAAAUUUGUAUGUGUGGUUGCCUGGAUAAUCGUAUUCACACUGAAACCAAUACAAUUCGUGCUUUCAGUUUGCUAUGGUCUGAAACGAGUUAUAACAUGGUAGCAACUGGUGCACGACUUGUUGCACGAGAUCGAAUGUUUCACAUUCAGCUUCGAGAGGGAAAACUUUUGCCUUAUGGAAAAAUUGAUAGAAAUACUGAGAGAUGGAUACCACUUCCAAAAUUUGAGUAUGUUGAUAAUUUUCCUGCCACUGCAAUUUACUCAAAUGGAACGCGAUAUUCGUUGGAACAAUCAAGAGAUUUUGCUACAAUACAAGCAGUUUACAUGAAUGAAAUAUGUUUACAAAAAUUGAUUCUUAAUGAAGGCCAGUUAUUGAGUGGGGUUAGAUUCAAUCUUGAUUAUUUGGAAAAUCACUCACCAAGACUUUGUAUUGCACUUGAUGUAAAAUAUGGCAGUUUUGAAUAUCAAUAUGGAAACAUUACUGCAAGCACAAAUUAUACAAAACAAUUACCAAAACCAACUGAAUUGAUUUUAAAUAGUGCAGAUAAUCCACUUAAAUUUAAAAGACACCCUUAUGAUUCUGAGGAAAAUAAAUUUAUUUCUAUUCAAGGAACAGAUAUGGUUAAAGAUGCAUCACAAACAACUAUUCCAUUUUUUGAUCUUCAAGAUGUUGCUACUGAUCCAAGUGUACCACUUUCUGGAAUUGAAUUAUUUCACAAAGGACGAGUUGAUGGUACAUCUGGUGGAUAUAUUUCAUUAAAAAUUUAUCCAUUAAAUUUAACUGUGUAUAUGGAUCCAUAA